AUGAAGGACAUUGAAUUAGUUAGUCUUUCUGGCAGAAUUUCCGCUAAUGAAUCCAUUAGCGUCAUAACCGAGACCAUCAGAGCCAAUUCUAUAUCUAGACUGGAAACCCCUGAUGAUUCAGUAGAUUUUUCUGAAGUUGAAAUCAACAAUAAUGCUGUAGAUAACUCGGGAGAGAUUUCCGUCUUAUCAAAUGAUUUUGAUGAUAAAGACGAUCAAUAUUAUCCGGAAGGAGGUCUUGAAGCCUAUUUAGUGAUGUUUGGAUCAUUCUGUGGUGCUAUCACUUCAUUAGGAAUGAUUAAUUCCAUUGGUGCUGUUCAAGCUUAUGUUUCAAAUCAUCAAUUAAUGAAUUUGAAAGCCACAACCGUUUCUUGGAUAUUCUCCAUUUACUUAGCUAUUUGUUAUUCUGUUGGGAUUAUCAUAGGCCCAAUAUUUGACUAUAAGGGUGCCAGAGGUUUAAUCAUCGUUGCUACUGCCUUAACUUUUAUAGGUUUAAUGGCAGCUGCAAAUAGUACUGAGAUCUACCAAUUCAUUCUCAGUUUCAUUUGUUUAGGACUUGGUAAUGGAAUUGCUUUAACUCCAUUGAUAGGGGUAACCAAUCAUUGGUUUUUAAGAAGAAGAGGUUUCAUGACAGGUAUAGUGACUAGUGGAGGAAGUGUUGGAGGUUUAUCAAUGCCUUUGAUCUUAAGACAUGCUUUUAAAGUAUAUGAUUAUGUUUGGGCUAUUAGAAUUAUAGCAUUUUACUGCUUAGCCUUGAUGUUAAUUGCCUGCUUUUUGGUUAAAGCAAGAAUCUUCAGAACUAAGGUUCCUCAAGAGAAAACUAAAUUCCUGAUUGCUGAUACCACUAAAAAGGUCAUGGCCAUUCUCAAAAAACAUUCAGAUAUAACAUUCGUCUUUACAGGAAUGGGAGCAUUCUGUUUGGAAUUAAGUCUUGUUUUGUUUUUAACUUAUUUCGUUACUUAUGCUAUGGCUCAAGGAUUUUCCGAAUCAACUGGUUAUUUAUUAUUGACUACUUGGAAUACUACUAGUAUUGUCGGAAGAUUGAUUCCUAGUUUGGGAUCAGACUUCAUAGGGAAAUACAAUGUCAAUAUCUUAAUGACAUCUGCUUACAAUUUAUGUAUAUUUGUAAUCUUAUUAGCGUUUGGAUAUAAAUUAUCAGCAUUAUAUGCAUUUGCAGGUAUUGGAGGUUUCUUUUCAGGUUCCAUCCUUGGUCUGAUUCCUGCAUGUUUAGCUCAAAUUACCAAAGUAUCUGAAUUUGGUGAAAGAUAUGGGAUUUUAAAUUUUAUCAUUAGUUUUGGAAAUUUAGUUGGUAUUCCAAUUGGUGCUGCUGUCAUUGAUGAUGGAAGCAUCAAAAACUAUAAUUACCUUAUUGUUUUGAUCGGUUGUCUUUCAACCUUAGGUACAUUGUUCUUUUAUAUUGCUCGAUUCACUAUGGUUGGUUUCAAACUCAAUGCUAAAGUUUGA
Molecule: messenger RNA, 1461 nt
Organism: Yamadazyma jaroonii
Lineage: Eukaryota; Fungi; Ascomycota; Pichiomycetes; Serinales; Debaryomycetaceae
Source: the annotation of a GenBank genome assembly